AUGGCACGCGCGACGUCCAACUCACUCUCUCACUCACCAAGUUUGAGCAAGAUGUUAGUGCAUGGCGGCGAUACCAUUGUCGCUCCUGUAAAAGAAGCAUAUUUCGCGUUUGCUCUGAUAAAAGGCAAUGUUUUCCUCGUCCAAGUGUCGCACGCGACCCCAGCGUCUGCGCUGACCACCGUCGAUGUUAAAAUAUUCCGACACGAGUUUAUAACAAUAUUUCGCUUCUCAGAAGCCACUUCUUUACACCCCGCAGACAUCUGCAUCCUGGAGCCCAUUGAUGAAAAGCUCACACGUUAUGAGGAAGAAAAUGAGACGGUCUUUUUGGCAAAGGAUCUCAUGGAUAAGCUGCGGAAGAUGACGGACCCGCGGAGGAGAUUUCAAUCUCGCCGAUGUUCAAUGCAACGACAGCGGCAAUGGUGA
Laccaria bicolor S238N-H82 is the source of this 423-nucleotide messenger RNA. RefSeq lists its product as uncharacterized. Bases 1 to 423 code for a protein of 140 amino acids. The transcript is spliced from 2 exons. The record is from RefSeq and is a predicted model, not a curated record. NCBI's taxonomy places the organism in Eukaryota, Fungi, Basidiomycota, Agaricomycetes, Agaricales, Hydnangiaceae.